This is a messenger RNA of Ochotona princeps (American pika), 885 nucleotides long. RefSeq names its product syntaxin 19 (gene STX19). The transcript has a single exon. Lineage: Eukaryota; Metazoa; Chordata; Mammalia; Lagomorpha; Ochotonidae. Bases 1 to 885 code for a protein of 294 amino acids. Gene Ontology annotation, biological process: synaptic vesicle fusion to presynaptic active zone membrane; exocytosis; intracellular protein transport. Gene Ontology annotation, molecular function: SNARE binding; SNAP receptor activity. The record is from RefSeq and is a predicted model, not a curated record. Gene Ontology annotation, cellular component: plasma membrane; presynaptic active zone membrane; SNARE complex.
AUGAAAGAUCGACUCCAAGAACUAAAGCAGAGAACAAAAGAAAUUGAACUUUCUAAAGAGAACCAUGUACCAACAGCAGAAGCAGAAGAACAAGGAGUAUUUCCACAGCAAGCUGUUAUUUAUGAAAGAGAGCCUAUAGCUGAGAGACAACUAUACGAAAUCCAAAAACUACAAGACAGUAUUAAUGAUUUAACAGAUGACGUUCAAAGAUUUGGACAGCAACAGAAAAGUCUUGUGGCUUCAAUGAGGAGGUUUAGUCUACUUAAGAGAGAGUCUAGCAUCACAAGAGAGAUAAAAAUGCAAGCAGAACACAUUAACAGGGGCUUGGAUGCUUUGGUCAAAGAGGUCAGGAAGUCAGAGGCUGAAAACGGUCCAUCCUCUGUGGUCACAAGGAUACUUCAAUCUCAGCAUGCUGCAAUGUUCCGCCAUUUUCAACAAACCAUGCUUGUAUACAAUGACACAAUAACAGCAAAGCAAGAGAAGUGCAAGACAUUUAUUUUCCGUCAGCUUGAAGUUGCUGGAAAGGAGGUGCCUGAAGAAGAAGUUAAUGACAUGCUUCAACAAGGAAAAUGGGAAGUUUUUAGUGAAAGCAUACUCACUGAAAUCAAUAUCACUAAAGCCCAACUCUCAGAGAUUGAACAGAGACACAAGGAACUUGUUAAUUUGGAGAACCAAAUAAAGGACUUAAGGGAUCUUUUCAUUCAUAUAUCUCUUUUAGUAGAAGAACAAGGAGAAAGCAUCAACAAUAUCGAAAUGAUGGUGAACAGUACAAAAGAAUACAUUAGCAACACUAGAGAAAAAUUUGGACUAGCUGUAAAAUACAAAAAAAGAAAUCCUUGCAGGGUAUUGUGUUGUUGGUGCUGUCCAUGCUGUGACUCAAAAUAA